GGGACCGCAGGCUUCUGGAAGGGAAGGGCGCUUGAACAGUUUUCAGUGGUGAGUGGAUAGCGCAAGGGAAAGCUUUCUCUUCUUUGAAAUUUGAAUUGCUAAAAUGGGCACAGAAUCACUGCUCUGCUCAUGCCCGCUUGAUUCGAAUGCUCCAUUUUCCCCCAAAUGGAAAUUUUCUACAAAGCUCAAGUCCCUGGCUUCCCCACCUCUUUCUUCCACCACUCGAGCUUCCCGCCCCAUCCAGGACAAAAACAAGGUCUACAAAGAACUGGGUAUGUUUUCCUUAAGAAAGAAGAUUGAGGAUGCAGUUCUCCAAGCUGAAACCUUGGCACCAACAGCAUUAGACCUUGAAGAAGCAAGACGUAUUAAGCAGGAAGAAACAAUACGUCAAUAUAACUUGUGGGAUGAUCUAGCUAAAUCAAAUGAAAUCCUCCUGAAGUUAGCGGAUAGCUCAAAAAUGGUUGAUGCUCUUAAAGACUUAAGAUAUAAGGCUGAAGAAGCUAAGUUGAUCACUCAGUUGGCAGAGAUGGAUGCUAUAAAUUAUAGGCUUUUUAAGCAGGCGUAUGGUGCCUCUUUAGAUGUUAGCAAGUUCUUGGACAAGUAUGAGAUGUCCAAACUUCUUAGAGGGCCAUAUGAUUUUGAGGGAGCAUGUGUUAUAAUUAAAGCUGGAACUUCGGGCUUCUACCCUGAGGUCUGGGCUGAACAGCUACUUCGGUUGUAUGUUAGAUGGGCAGACAAACAAGGUCUUGGUGGAAGGGUUGUUGAAAAACAUCUUUCAGAGAAUGGUGGUGUCAAGUCUGCAACUAUUGAGUUAGAAUCCAAGUAUUCCUAUGGAUAUCUUUCCGGGGAGAGAGGUGUUCACUGCAUGAUAAGCAGUUACCUCAAUGCACCAAUUUCUCAGGAGGCUAGCAUGGCAGCAGUUGAUGUUAUUCCUCUGUUCCUGGAAACAAUUCCUGACCUACAAAUUGAUGAUGAAGAUUUAUUAAUCUCAUCAAGGGGUCAAACUGGAUCCACAGUAUGCAUUCAGCAUAUUCCAACUGGCUUAAGAGUAGAAUCCUCAGGCUAUCAUGGUGAAAGCAAAAGAAUUAUGACAUGUGGGCAAAUGCUUGCACAUACACAUAAACACACACAGAGAGGGAGGGGAAGGGAAAUCUUAAGUCCUGGAAAUCAACUUGAAAAGCAUUUGGCAUGCUAGGAGUAGGAAUCAACUCAAGAAGCAUUGAACUGGGGACAACCUUCUGCUCUAGUUUCCUUAUUGUACUCGAGACAAUUUUGAGUGACCUCAAUCUAAGGUUGCUGUUAAAAAACAACAUUUGGAUGACCAAGAAUAAAAGUGUUCAUCUUUUCAAUCCUAUUAGCAUCCUCAUGAAAGAGUAUCUAGAUAUUGAGAAAAGCAUUUGGCGAAAGUUUUGCUAUAUACACUUCCUCGCCACUAAUUAUUUUCUUACAGAUAGUCAGUCAGACAGGUAAAAUGUGCUUGCAGUUUCUUGCUAACAUAUCUUCAGAUAGAUUUAACUAUCUUGUGCUCGGUUGCUUAUGUAUCAUAUGUACAGAAUCGGAAGACUACCUGUUUCAGUGCUUUCUCAAAUACAAGGUGCACGAGGUGCCUAAAUAAUUUCAAAUAACACAGCAUAGCUCCAUGCCUGGACUAUGUGAAGCAUGAUCUGUCAUAAAUAUAUGUUGUUUCAUAAAUUCAGCCCCUGCCAGACAAGCAUUCAGUGAGCUAUUAACAUGGCAUGCCAUGAUUUUGUCCUAUAGUGAGGACUAGUUACAGCUUAAGGCUAUAUCAGCUGUUGAGUGCUUUUAUAAUUGUCUAUAAUUUUCCAAAUAAAGGGGGUCAGGUUAGUUUCUUGAACAAGAGGGUAACUAACAUGUACUAGGGACAUACAUGAAGACUGGUAAUUGUAGUUUACACUAGACAAAAAGUCUCAUUUUCUCCUUCCAUCUCCUUGCUUGUAAGUCAGUUUUCCAAGUGGUCAUAUUUCCAAAUCGGUACAUGCGGCUGUGGUUCUUAGGUGGAACAUGUCUUGUACAUGUGCAAGGGCUUGCCAUGGCAAAGGGUGCUGGAUAUAAAAGAUUUUAUGAUAAACAGACAGAUGGUGGCGGUAAUCGUUUAUUAAGUCCUUGCUAUAUGGUUUGUACCCUAUUGUAGGCUUUUCCAGCUCAACAAAUGUGGAGAUUAACUUGAGAAGAGGAUAAGAAAGUUAUUAUCACCGGAACCAUUUCACUUUCACCAUUCGAUUUAAAACCUUGUUCCUUACACUUCAUCAUACUAUCUUGUCUGUAGAUGACUCUUCUUUUCUGCGUUUGGUCCAUAAUUUCAGUGAGUAAUAAGAGAAUGUGCC
Molecule: messenger RNA, 2345 nt
Organism: Diospyros lotus (date-plum)
Lineage: Eukaryota; Viridiplantae; Streptophyta; Magnoliopsida; Ericales; Ebenaceae
Product: peptide chain release factor PrfB3, chloroplastic
Exons: 6
Coding region: 104-1195 (363 amino acids)
Biological process (GO): translational termination
Molecular function (GO): translation release factor activity
Source: RefSeq, a predicted model, not a curated record